UGUACUAUAAAUGGAAGCCCAGGUGAAAUAAUACCGCUGUUAUUGUGCAUAUUUAUUGCGUUAUUAUUGUGUGCAUGUAGCUGUUUAUCUGCCGUGUUGUAAUUGUUAUUCUGUAUUACAUGUCAGAUAAUUAUCAUAUUUUAUCUGACAUAAAAAAAUACACUUUUUUUUAGUUUAAUUUGAAACUACUGGCCACUGAAAUGUUGCAUUUAAAACCGAACAAUGUGCAGGUUGAGAUUAACCCAGCUUUAAAGCCGCGGAUGUGUCGCUCACGAAUACGAAACGCGCUUCGCUGUCGUUCUCUGUUUUGACUCCGUGUAUGUGUGGCUGCGUAUGUCGCCUCCUCUCCUGCACUAGUUUACUCCAUUCCCCCCCCCACACCACUGCUCACCUCCAGCGCCGGCAGCAGAAUGGCAGCGGCGGCCCCCAACCCGGAGGACUCCGCCAGGAGCAGCGGCAGCGGCGGCACCAGCACACCCAGCGCCCUCGCCGGAGACGGGGACGCGGAAGAGACCGAGGACUUCACCUCCUCCUCCCACUGCUCGGAGCUGUCUCGGCGGCAGAACGAGCAGAGGAAGCAGGGCUUGUUCUGCGACGUGACGCUGGCCUUCAGCAGCGGGGUGGCUACCGGGAGCGUGCAGAGCUGUGAGUUUUCAGCCCACAGGUCUGUCCUGGCUGCGGCCACCGAUUAUUUCACCCCUUUGCUGGGUGGACAGUUCUCCGAGUCCUUGUCCGGACGGGUGGAGAUGAAGGAAUGGAGCUCAGAACUGGGGCCGGACCCGGAUACGGUGGAGAGUGUCAUCCAGUACAUGUACACUGGAGAAAUACGCGUUAGCACCUGCAAUGUGCAUGAAGUACUGGAGCUAGCUGAUAGGUUUCUGCUGCUGCAGCUAAAGGAUUUCUGUGGUGAGUUUCUUAAGAAGAAGCUGAGCCUGACCAACUGUGUGGCGGUGCACAGUCUCGCCCACAUGUACACCUUGGACCAGCUGGCUCUACGGGCUGCAGACAUGAUCCGGCGCAACUUCCACAAGGUUAUCCAGGAUGACGAGUUCUACACGCUGCCCUUUCACCUGGUCCGUGACUGGCUGUCUGACGCAGAGAUCACGGUGGAUUCUGAGGAGGUGCUAUUUGAGGCUGUGGUGAAGUGGGUGCAGAAGAACUCAGAGGAGCGAAGCCGCUACUUUGAGGAGCUGUUCCGUCUCCUGAGGCUGCCCCAAAUAAAGCCCACCUACCUGACCAGGGUGGUGAAAAAUGAGCGGCUGGUGGCCGCCAACGAGGCCUGCCUCCGGCUGGUGUCAGAGGCAGUAGAGGGUCACGCUAUCCGCUUUGAGAACCUCAAGUCAGCUGAUAUGGAGUUCUGGUCUUCUCACAUGGCCUCCUUUCAGCCUCGCUUUGGCCAGAACAUGGACGUCAUCAUGGUAGUAGGCGGUGUGUCAGAGGGAGGGGACUACCUGAGCGAGUGUGUGGGUUACUUCAUCUAUGAGGACCGUUGGGUCAAUCUGCCGCACAUCCACAACCACCUGGACGGCCAUGCCAUCGCUGCCACAGAGUCCCACGUCUACGUAGCCGGUUCGAUGGAACCAGGCUUUGCUAAGACGGUGGAACGUUACAAUCCCAAUCGUAACACCUGGGAGCAGGUGAGCAACCUGACAACACGCAAGCAUUCCUUUGGCCUCACCUGCAUCAAGGAUAUACUGUACAGCAUCGGUGGCCAUGGAAACUUCAGUCCUGGGUUUAAAGAUGUCAGUGUGUAUGAGCCCGAGCAGGACAAGUGGCACAAUCUGGAAUCUGCCCCAAAAAUCCUGCGGGAUGUGAAGGCAGUGAGUGUAGAGGACCGCUAUGUGUAUGUUACAGCACGCACGCCUGUCGAUACGGAUAAUGAGGAUGGACUGAAGACGGUGACCACUCGCUAUGACACGGAGAGUCGCCAGUGGCAAGAUGUUGACUCUCUGCCCCUUAUUGACAACUAUUGCAUCUUCCAGAUGGCUGUGGCCUCUACUAACUUCUACCACACGGCCUCCUGCUGCCCCAAGAGCUACACGGAGAGGGAUGAGGUUGCUAAGCAGAAGAUCAGUGUGCGCAUCUCUGAUGAGAUCCUGGAGAGCCUGCCACCAGAGGUUACCAGCAUCGAGGGUGCUGCAAUCUGCCACUUCGAUGAGGACGUCUUCAUCAUCGGAGGCUGGAAGAACAGUGAUGAUGUGGACAAGCAGUACCGCAAGGAGGCCUACCGCUACUGUGCUGAGAGGAAGCGCUGGAUGCUGCUACCGCCCAUGCCUCAGCCUCGCUGCCGAGCCACGGCCUGCCACGUCCGCAUCCCCUACCGUUUCCUGUAUGGCUGCCAGCGCUACCCCAUGCCUCAGAACCUGGCCCGCCAGCGAGAUCGCAUGCAGCAGAUGCAGCAGCUCCACCGGCGCACGCUCACCCUGCGCCGGCAGCUCCAGUCGCAGAUAGAGUGCUGAGGAAGUCAGCGGUCUGCGCCAUCCAAGAACUACACAGCUCUGUCCGAGGAUACACUGCAAGCCACCGUUCCAUUGCAAGCAUCUUCAUGGACCCCCCACUCAUACAUACAUAACAUGCUGCAGCGGGUCUUGUGUUGCUCUCAUACUGGAAUUUCAUUAAACUGUGCCAUCGGCUCUCAUGCUGUGUUGUGUUAAUGGCUGAGUUGUCGAAAGCCAUGAAAUGUGUAAGCAGGUGUGUGCUGACCAGCUGUUGGUCUAUGUGAGGAGGGAUAUGGCGAAUGUAAACAUGUGAAUAAGAGUGUUAUAAAGCAGCCAACAAACUGAAUAUCCUUUUGUCAAGUAUGUUGGUAUAGAUGCUGUUUAUCUGUUUGUACAUAAAUAGUAUAAAGCUGUAUAUGUAAACAUUUAUAUGGAUAUUUUACAUUCCUUUAUUGUAUGCCCGCACUGGGAAGGCUGUGUGACUUUGUUGAUAACUUCAUUCCUACAUUCAAUCCAACUCGCUUAAUGAAGUCUCAUUCCGUUGUAACACUGUGACAAUCUCCUCAUGAAAUUAUAACAUUGGUUCAAACGUCUAACUCACUCACAUAUAACUUGUAUCAUAAUUGCUCUAUUAGAAUGUCUCUCCUUGUUACUGUGCAGCCUCCACAAGUGAAUAUGAGGCUGUUAGUCUUAAGAUCCUGUAGACUAGUUUGCUUUUAGAUCGCAGUUUCCCUUCAACGGUUGUACUAUGAGUAUGUUUUCAUUUUUGUUGCUCAUGUAACACUUGAACUCGUAAGCUUUCUCCAGGUUUUCUGAAGAGGUGAAAUGAUGAGAGAUCUGUGAUAAGAUGUACUGAAAUUGUUCCUUUUGAGUUAUCUCAACACUGAAUCAUUCAAGUUGGCCACUGCACUAAGCACCAAUCAUUGGCAAUGGCUCAAUCAUUCCUUUCUUUUGCACUUUGGCAGUUGAUUGCUCCAUGGUUCCCCAUUCAUUCAAGGAAACAUAGAGAAUGUGUAUACAUGUGAGUGCAGGAGUGUGUAUGAUUUGUGUUUGCAGAGCAGAGCUUCUCUACAAUGCACUUUUUAACAUUUAAUUGUUCGUAAAGUCUUACAUAAACAUUUCAUUUACAACUGCACUUUGACUUUGCAUACUUCAUGUGUUUCAUAUCAGACAAGGUGAUUGUAUUUUUGGAAAUGCUUUGUUUUACCCAGCUUCCAGCCAGUAAGUUUUGAUCUUCUUUGAAAAAAACAUGUUAGCAUUAUUUGUGGAUUUGUUUCCAACAUUAAAUGUCUUGUAAAACCUUGUGUUAUUGUACUUCACUUGCAGCUGGGUGUACAUUAGAGCCCCCCCAAGAGACUUCGAAAUGAGAUGGAAAGGAAUCAGACUUAUAGGCAGAACAAAAGGGAUUGUUGUGACUGACAUUCAGAAAUUCCAGCUGUGUCCAUGCAGCACCUGUUACAGCAUAAAGGUUACAGAGCGCAGAAAUGAUAUUCAUUUCCACUUUAUGACCAACAUAAAUAGCACUGCAAGUGGAAUAAGCUAUGUAAUUUGCUUUGCAUGUGAUAGUCUGACAUUGUGUCCUUUAUAUUGGAUGUAAGAAAUGUUAAUGUCAUCACUUGCAAUUAAAGUUGUUUUGUAAGACA
Molecule: messenger RNA, 4081 nt
Organism: Dicentrarchus labrax (European seabass)
Lineage: Eukaryota; Metazoa; Chordata; Actinopteri; Moronidae
Product: kelch-like protein 11
Exons: 2
Coding region: 411-2459 (682 amino acids)
Molecular function (GO): protein binding
Source: RefSeq, a predicted model, not a curated record